This is a messenger RNA of Puntigrus tetrazona (Sumatra barb), 3098 nucleotides long. Its product is annotated as NACHT, LRR and PYD domains-containing protein 3-like. Gene Ontology annotation, molecular function: protein binding. NCBI's taxonomy places the organism in Eukaryota, Metazoa, Chordata, Actinopteri, Cypriniformes, Cyprinidae. The record is from RefSeq and is a predicted model, not a curated record.
AUGACGAACAAUCAAACUCAGAAUCAGAAGAAUCAAACCCUCCUGAACAGCAUCUACACGCACUACAUCAUAGAGGGUGAGAGCGGAGGAGUGAAUGAAGACCAUGAGGUUUUAAACAUGGAGAAAACACCCAGAAUACAAGACAAUCCAAUCUACUUUAAUGACAUCUUUAAACCCUCAAAUGAAACGGCAUGUGGGAGUAAAAACAAAAUAAAGACUGUUUUUACUAAAGGAAUCGCUGGAAUUGGAAAAACCAUCUCUGUGAAGAAGUUAAUUCUGGAUUGGGCAGAGGGAAAAGCCAAUCAGGAUGUAGAUUUCAUGUUUGUGCUCCCUUUUCGGGAGCUGAAUUUGAUUAGAGAGCAUCAGUACAGCCUUCACAAACUUCUUCUGGAGUUUUAUCCUGAACUUCAAGAUCUGGACUCAAAGACUUAUGAGGAGUGUAAAAUUGUGUUCAUCUUUGAUGGUCUGGAUGAAAGCAGAAUUACUCUGAUGUUUGAAGACAAUGAGAAAGUUUCUGAUGUAACUGAGACUUCAUCAGUGGGUGUGCUGAUAUCGAACCUGAUGAAAGGAGAGCUGCUACCCUCUGCUCUCAUCUGGAUCACAUCCAGACCAGCAGCAGCCAAUCAGAUCCCCUCCAAGUACAUUAACUGUGUGACAGAAAUUCAGGGAUUUACUGACGCUCAGAUAGAGGAAUAUUUCGGGAAGAGAAUCAAUGAUGAGAAUCAAGCCAGCACAAUCAUAUCACACAUCAGAAGAUCAAGAAGCCUCCACAUCAUGUGCCGAAUACCUGUCUUCUGCUGGAUCUCAUCCACUGUUCUUCAAAAGCUCCUGAAAGAAGAUCCGAGUGCAGAAAUCCCUCAAACUCUGACUGAAAUGUACAUCCACUUCCUGCUGAUUCAGAUAAACACGAGGAAUCAGAAGUAUACAGAAGCAGAUACAGAGAAACUUCUGCAGUUCAACAGAGAAAUGAUUCUGAAACUUGCUGAACUGUCUUUCAAUCAGCUGAUAAAGGGUAAUGUCUUGUUCUAUGAGGAGGACCUAAAAGAGAGCAGCAUAAAUGGGACUGACACCUCUGUGUAUUUUGGGAUUUGCACUGAGAUCUUUAAGGAGGAAUCUGUAAUUCAUCUAAGAAAGGUCUAUAGUUUCAUACAUCUGAGCUUUCAGGAGUUUCUAGCUGCUUUCUAUGUAGUUUACUCCCAUCUGAUGAAAAAGAGAGAGCCAUUGCGGUAUUUUAUGGGUGACAAACAUGAGUUGCGUAGAUGCAAUAGACAAAGGUACGCAGCUAUGAGAAACUCUUUGUGUGAGCUUCUAAUAUCAGCAGUUGAUAAAACCCUUCAGACUAAAAAUGGAAAGCUGGAUCUUUUUCUGCGGUUCCUGCUGGGCAUGUCAUUGGAGUCCAACCUAGAUCUUUUAAAUGAACUGCUAACAUACACAGAGAGCAGCUUAAAUACCAUCAAAAGAAUUCCUUUAUACUUAAAAGACCACAUCAAGACACAUGAACAUCUUUCAGCCAACAAAUGCAUGAGUCUGUUCCUCUGUCUCCUGGAAAUGAAUGACCAGACUCUGUACAGAGAGAUUCAGGACUUUAUGAAAUCUGACAAACGCUUAUUUUACCAGUUCUCUGCUUCUCACUGCUCAGCGAUUGCCUACACACUUCAGAUGUCAGAGGAGGUGCUGGAUGAGUUUGAGAUGAUGAAAUAUAGAACAUCAGAGGAGUGUAGAUUAAGACUGAUACCAGCCGUGAUGAACUGCAGAAAAGCUCUACUUGCUGGAUGUUGCCUCACUGAGCAGCAGUGUGAAACUUUGUCUUCAGCUCUGCGAUUAUCAAAUUCCCCUCUGAGGGAGCUUGACCUGAGUAACAAUGACCUGCGGGAUUCAGGAGUGAAUUUGCUAUCUACUGGACUGAAGAGUUCACAGUGCCAACUGAACAUGCUGAGACUUGUUGGAUGUAAUCUCACUGGUCAGUGCUGUGAAAGAUUGGCUUCGGCUCUUCAGUCUUCAAGAUCUGGUCUGAGAGAGCUGGACCUGAGUAACAAUGACCUGCAGGAUUCAGGAGUGAAGCUGCUCUCUGUUGGACUGAAAAGUUCACACUGUCAACUAAACAUACUGAGAUUUGCCUUAUGUAAUCUCACCGGUCAGUGCUGUGAAAGUUUGGCUUCAGUUCUACAAUCAUCAAACUCUCAUCUGAUGGAGCUGGACCUAAGUAACAAUGACCUGCGAGAUUCAGGAAUAAAACUGCUCUCCAAUGGACUGAAAAGUUCACACUGUAAACUGAACACGCUAAGGUUGUCUGGCUGUAUGGUGACAGAGGAAGGCUGUGGUUAUGUGUCUUCAGCUUUGACUUCAAACCCCUCACAUCUGAGAGAGCUGGAUCUGAGCUAUAAUCACCCUGGAGAUUCAGGAGUGAAGCUGCUCUCUGAUUUACUGAAUGAUCCAAACUUCACACUGGAGAAACUCAAUGUGGAUCAUGGAGGAGAGUUCAGGAUUACAGCAGGACUACACAAAUAUUUCUAUGAUCUCACAAUGGACCCGGACACAGCAAACACUAAGCUCAUUCUGUCUGAGGAGAACAGAAAGGUGACUUUUGUGGACGAGGAUCAGCCGUACCCAGAUCAUCCAGAAAGAUUCGACAAGCUUCCUCACGUCCUGUGCAGGGAGCCUCUGUCUGGACGCUGUUAUUGGGAGGCCGAAUGGAGCGGACAGGCCGAUAUAUCGUUGACGUAUAAAGGAAUCUGCAGGAAAGGAAGGGAAGCAGAGUGCGUGUUUGGAUUCAACGAUAUCUCCUGGUGUCUGAUCUGCUCUGAAGAGCCAUUUGCCCUCUGGAGCAAAUACCUUCACAUCGACACACGCGUCGCUAAAGGCUCCUGUAGGAAAGUAGGAGUUUAUGUGGACGUCCCGGCCGGCACCCUGUCCUUCUACAGCGUUUCCGACACACUCGCGCACGCGCACAUAUACACAUUCAACACCACGUUCACCGGAGCCGUCUACGCUGGGGUUGGAUUCAUGGUUCACGAUUCGAACUCCACGCUGACUCUGUGUCGGAGCGAAAGGCCUGCAAACAGCGCCACUGAUGUCACGCGGGAAUGAAUGCUUUUAUU